Molecule: messenger RNA, 2384 nt
Organism: Medioppia subpectinata
Lineage: Eukaryota; Metazoa; Arthropoda; Arachnida; Sarcoptiformes; Oppiidae
Source: the annotation of a GenBank genome assembly
AAGAUUUCAUGACAUUAUCUAUAAUGGAAAUUAAAUGCGAACCGACCGAACACAGGCCGCCAAUCGGGUUGACUGCCGAUAAAGAUUUGGUCACAGCUGGGUUACUCUUGGUUAUCUUCAGACACCAGUACUGUGGCCAAUGUCUUGAGUUUUUGGUGGACAAAGACAUCGAAAGGAUGUGUAAUUGUCAUUAUCAGGGGUUCGUCGACUGCAUCCAUGAGCUGCUGCAGGUGCGACCGCAGGCCAAACAGCUGCGCGAAGAGAUCAUCGCCACCAAUCAGGAGCUCCAGAAGAGCAGCGAAAACGUGUUACGCAAAGCCGAAGAGCUGAUCAAAUACCGUCGGGUGGUGUCCAACACGUCGCUCGCCAUCGAACACCUCCAGCAGUGCCUCCCAGUGCUCGACAUGUACUCCAAGUUGGAGUCACAGAUGGACGAGAAGAAGUACUAUCCGGCCCUCAAGACGCUGGAACAGCUGGAGUCGACGUAUUUGCCGCGAGUGUCUAAAUACCGGUUCGCGCAGAGUAUGUGCGCCAAAAUACCGCAGAUUCGGGAACAGAUCCAAACCGAGUCGAAGACCGAUUUGACGGACUUCUUGGAGAAGAUUGUGAAUCUGUCGGUCAGAAUCGGCGAAAUGGCGAUGAAAGCGGUCGCACACCAGCAGAACGUGGACUCGUCGGCCCUGUCGUCGGCCAUCACCAGCACUGCCACUGGAGUCACAACAAUAUCGGUCACAACAAACGGCGAAACCGAAACCCCAGAAGCGAAGAGCGCCGCCGCCGCCCAACCCUUCGGCGACGACACCGAAGACUCGGAGUCCACACACACGGAGUCGGACGCCAACAAUACGGGCAGCGAAGAGGAGUUAAGUGCCACCGAUUUGGUGGACUUCUCGCCAGUGUAUCGGUGUCUGCAUAUCUUCGGCUGUCUGGGCGCUCGGGAACAGUUCGAGAGGGACUAUCGCGAGCAACGCGUAAAACAGGCAAAACUGGCGCUUCAGUCGCCGAUCCCGAAGAGGCCGACAAUCGACGACUACAACGCCUACAUGUGUCGAAUCGCGGGCUUCUUCGUCAUAGAAGACCACAUAAUGAACACAUCCACUGGUCUCGUGACCAAAGACUAUUUGGAUGAGGUGUGGGAGACGGCGCUGCAGACGGUGAUCGUGUCGAUGGGCACACACUGUGCCCAAUGCGAAGACGGACAGCUGAUGCUCAAAAUCAAACACUUGGUUAUGCUCUUCAGUUAUACGCUCCAGAGUUACGGCUAUAACGUCUCACUACUCGUCAACCUAUUGGUCGAGACGCGCAAGAAGUACGACGAGUUGCUUAUGAAACAAUGGGUGGACGUGUUUAAGGCCAUCUUCGACGCCGACACCUAUCAUCCCAUACAAGUGAACAGUCAGUCCGAGUAUAUGGAAGUGUUGAGUGACUUUCCAUACUAUGAGACAGAAGUGGCGGCUAAUAAUCAGUCGUCCGCUGAGUUUCCCAAACGCUUUCCGUUUUCGUUAUUUGUGCCAAAAAUCUAUAAAGAAGUGAAACAAUUCAUAAUCGCGUGUCUUAUGUUCAGCGAAGACCUGAAUANAAUCACAAUCAACACCAACUACUUGGAGGACUCGUCCGUCUAUUUGGAGAGCUUUAUCACCAAAACGAUCAUUCAGUCGUCGAUGGCGUCCGUCACGUCGCCCAACAGUCUGAACGACUCGUCACAUUUGGCCCGACUUCAGGGCCGCACUAUGUUUAAGGACAUCCGUUCGGACGCCGAGUCGAUGAUCUACGAGCGGCUCAACGACAAGAUGGACGAGUUCUUAGAGUUAGCCAAUUAUGACUGGAUGUUAGUGGAGUCGCCGGGAAUGGCCUCUCCCUAUGUGUCCGAUUUGAUCGCAUUCCUCAAGAGUACGUUCGAGGCGUUCACUAAUCUGCCCCUCAAAGUGGCCCAAACGGCGUGUCAGUCGGCGUGCGAUCACAUGGCCUCAGCUCUGCUCCACUUUCUGAUGGACGACGACGUGAAGUGCGUUUCGUGGGGUUUCCUCCAGCAGUUCAAUCUGGAUCUGAUUCAAUGCGAACUCUUCGCCAGCAGUGAACCCGUCGGCGGCUUCGAAGAGGGAACUCUUCACAUGAGUUUCGCUCAAUUGCGACAACUCAUGGAUCUGUUCACCGAAAUGGACUCUUGGAGUGUCUAUUUCGCCGAUUACGGCAAACAGGAGUCCCGUUAUCUUCGCGUCAAUCCCUCCACAGCUCUCACGCUAUUAGAAAAGCUGAGAGAAGGCGAGAAGAAGAAGACUAUCUUCUCGUCGCUCACGAAGAAUGAAAGAGAGAAGAAGAGUAAAAGCGAUACUGUAGUCAAGAAACUCAAACAACUCAUCACUAAUAACGCCAUUAAUAAUAGU